This is a messenger RNA of Lolium perenne, 2043 nucleotides long. RefSeq names its product cytochrome P450 714B1. Gene Ontology annotation, molecular function: oxidoreductase activity, acting on paired donors, with incorporation or reduction of molecular oxygen; monooxygenase activity; heme binding. NCBI's taxonomy places the organism in Eukaryota, Viridiplantae, Streptophyta, Magnoliopsida, Poales, Poaceae. The record is from RefSeq and is a predicted model, not a curated record.
UUCCAGCUCCAAAGCUAAAGCUGGCGUUUGGACUCUAGCUGCGCCGCUGUGUCACCCACGCCCGCACAUCAUUAUCUCUCCCAACAGAUUCACGUUUGUCGCUCGGACAAUCUAAUCAAUCGCAGAAAGGAUUAGGCAGAGAGAAUUAGUUCGAGGAAGAGUGGACAUGGCGGGGACGAGCAUGGCGGUGACGGCGGUGGCGAGCCUGUGCUGCGUGGGGCUCUGCAGCCUGGUGCUCUACCUCUACCGCAUCCUCUGGCUGGCGCCGGAGAGGAUCCGCCGCGAGCUGAGAGCGCAGGGGAUCCGCGGGCCGCCGCCGUCCUUCCCGUACGGCAACGUCGCCGACAUGAGGCAGGCGGCCGCCGAUGUCGCCGCGAAACGGCGUGAAGAUGCCGGCGGCGUCACCGGCAUCGUGCACGACUAUCGCCCCGCCGUGUUUCCCUACUACGAGAAAUGGAGAAGCGAGUACGGCCCGGUGUUCAGCUACUCCGUGGGCAACAUGGUGUUCCUGCACGCCACCGACCCGGCCGUCGUCCGCGACGUCUGCCUCUGCGUCUCGCCGGACGACCUCGGCAAGAGCUCCUACAUGAAGACCACGCACCGCCCCCUCUUUGGAGACGGCAUCCUCAAGUCCAACGGCGACGCCUGGGCGCGCCAGCGGAAGCUCAUCGCCCCCGAGUUCUUCCACGACAAGGUCAAGGGCAUGGUAGACCUCAUGGUGGGCUCGGCGCAGGCGCUGGUGCGGGCGUGGGAGGACCGGGUGGCCGGGAGCGACGGCGGCGUCCUGGACCUCAACGUCGACGACGACCUCAGGGCCUACUCGGCCGACGUGAUCUCCAGGACCUGCUUCGGGAGCAGCUACGUCAGGGGCAAGAAGAUCUUCGCCAUGAUCAGGGAGCUGCAGAAGACCGUCACCAAGCCCAACCUGCUCGCCGAGAUGACCGGGCUCAGCUUCCUGCCCACCACCAGCAACCGCGCCGCCUGGAGGCUCAACCGCCGGGUGCGGAGCCUCAUACUGGACGUCGUCAAGGAGAGCGGCGGCAGAGACGAGGAUGAUGGGCCGAACCUGCUGACGGCGAUGCUCCGGAGCGCUGAGGCCGAGGCGGGCAGCGUCGCCGCGGCGGAGGACUUCGUCGUCGAUAACUGCAAGAGCAUUUACUUCGCGGGGUACGAGACCACGGCCGUGACGGCGGCGUGGUGCCUCAUGCUCCUGGCGCUGCACCCGGACUGGCAGCGACGGGUGCGCGACGAGGCGCGGGAGGCGCUCGCCGGCGGCACGGCGCCGGACUCCCUCUCGCUCCAGAAGAUGAAACAGCUGACGAUGGUGAUCCAGGAGACGCUGCGGCUGUACCCGGCGGGCUCGGUGGUGUCGCGGCAGGCGCUGCGGGAGGUCACCCUCGGCGGCGUGCGCGUCCCCGAGGGCGUCAACAUCUACGUGCCGGUGUCAACGGUGCACCUGGACGAGGAGCUCUGGGGCCCCGGUGCGCGUGAGUUCGACCCGGAGCGCUUCGCGGCGCGGCCGCAGCUGCACUCGUACCUGCCGUUCGGCGCCGGGGCGCGCACCUGCCUCGGCCAGGGCUUCGCCAUGGCCGAGCUCAAGGUGCUGCUCUCGCUCGUGAUCUCCAGGUUCGAGGUGGCUCUGUCGCCCGCCUACCGCCACUCGCCGGCGCUCAAGCUCGUCGUCGAGCCGGAGCACGGCGUGCGGGUCGUGCUGAAGAGCGUGCGCGCGGCACCAUGAGGGCGCGUCUUAGGUGUACCGGAAGUUGUUGGGCUGCAUGUAGUUGUUUGUGUUCUUGGGCUCUUGGCCCAGCAUAGAUUGAAGAAAAUUAUACCUUAGGGAAAAAGUUGAAACAGUUCGCUGACAAAUAUAUGUGGUAAAAUAAUGACUGAAUGAAAUUUAAAUUUGCUAGCCUUAUAUAGGGAAAAAGAUAUCUACUUGUGUGGUAGAAGAAUUACAAUGGGAAAUGGUUGUAGAACAAGUUUCUGGGGUGAUGCUUGGUGUGGCCAUUCCCCCUUAAAGAUAAAUUCCCUAAUGUUGUGUUU